This is a messenger RNA of Endocarpon pusillum Z07020, 651 nucleotides long. Its product is annotated as 60S ribosomal protein L20-B. Gene Ontology annotation, cellular component: ribosome; cytosolic large ribosomal subunit. The transcript has 2 exons. The coding region runs from base 1 to 651 and encodes 216 amino acids. Lineage: Eukaryota; Fungi; Ascomycota; Eurotiomycetes; Verrucariales; Verrucariaceae. Gene Ontology annotation, biological process: translation. Gene Ontology annotation, molecular function: structural constituent of ribosome. The record is from RefSeq and is a predicted model, not a curated record.
AUGAGCACGCUCUUAGAAAAUACUGCAUCCAUAUUCGACGGACGACAACAUCCCAAGUCAUCGGAUAGUUUUGCUCGCGCUUCUGAUGGUCGACUUGAAUUGCUAGACUCUGAAGCUGACAUAUGGUCCUCAGGGCGCCUUACGGAGUACCAGGUCAUCGGCCGCCAUUUGCCUACUGAGACGAACCCUACACCCAAGCUCUACCGCAUGCGUAUCUUCGCACCUAACACCGUUGUCGCAAAGUCACGAUUCUGGUAUUUCUUGAUGAAGUUACGGAAAGUCAAGAAGUCGAACGGUGAAAUCGUCAGCCUGAAUGUCAUUCAUGAAAAGCGACCAAUGAAAGUCAAGAACUUUGGCAUCUGGAUUCGAUACGAUUCUCGCUCCGGCACUCACAACAUGUACAAGGAAUACCGAGAGAUGUCGAGAACCGAUGCGGUGGAGGCUUUGUACCAAGAUAUGGCAGCUCGACAUCGUGCUAGGUUCAGGUCUAUCCACAUCCUCAGAGUCGUCGAGCUCGAGAAUGCCGACCAAGUCAAACGACCCUACAUUAAACAGCUUAUCUCAAAAAACCUCAAAUUCCCUCUUCCGCAUCGUGUACCAAAGAGCUCGAAGAAGAUCUUUGCGGUUAGGAGACCAGCAACAUUUGCUUAG